AUGAAUGGCAAUCACAUCGAAAAUGAAGAAAAGAUCUACAUAAUAGAGAAAAGCGAUGCACAACAUAUGGCCAAGAAUAUUAUCCAAGAACACACUAUCCACCCCUCAAGGUUAUUCACGGCUGAAAGGUCUUUCUCCAGUAUGCCUCCUAAGGUUUGCCGCCGCUCGUUCCGGGGUCAAUCAGGCCCCCCUCCCGGGCAAACUAUGUGGGGGGCUUGUCUAAUCCCCGACGGUACUAAAUCCAAUCCCAGCAACACAUCCCCCACCCCCAGCGAAGGAACUAGGAAGUGUAUGAGGACGGUCAUGGACGAGUGA
Messenger RNA from Nilaparvata lugens (brown planthopper), 315 nucleotides. RefSeq lists its product as uncharacterized. The coding region runs from base 1 to 315 and encodes 104 amino acids. The transcript has 3 exons. The record is from RefSeq and is a predicted model, not a curated record. NCBI's taxonomy places the organism in Eukaryota, Metazoa, Arthropoda, Insecta, Hemiptera, Delphacidae.